CAGAAAGAAGUUAUGGCUGCAGUGAUAUUGGAGAGCAUCUUUCUGAAGCGAUCCCAACAGAAAAAGAAAACAUCACCUUUAAACUUCAAGAAGCGCCUCUUUCUCUUGACCGUGCAAAAACUUUCCUACUAUGAGUAUGACUUUGAACGUGGGAGAAGAGGCAGUAAGAAGGGUUCAAUAGAUGUUGAGAAGAUCACCUGUGUUGAAACAGUGGUUCCUGAGAAAAAUCCUCCCCCCGAAAGACAGAUUCCGAGAAGGGGAGAAGAGUGCAGUGAAAUGGAGCAGAUUUCAAUUAUUGAAAGGUUCCCUUACCCCUUCCAGGUUGUAUAUGAUGAAGGGCCUCUCUAUGUCUUCUCCCCAACUGAAGAACUGAGGAAGCGUUGGAUUCACCAGCUCAAAAAUGUAAUCCGGUACAACAGUGAUCUGGUACAGAAAUACCACCCUUGCUUCUGGAUCGAUGGGCAGUAUCUCUGCUGCUCUCAGACAGCCAAAAAUGCUAUGGGCUGCCAAAUUUUGGAGAACAGGAAUGGAAGCUUAAAACCUGGGAGUUCCCACCGAAAGACGAAAAAGCCUCUUCCUCCCACACCUGAGGAGGACCAGAUCUUAAAAAAGCCACUGCCCCCUGAGCCAACAGCAGCACCUGUCUCGACAAGUGAGCUGAAAAAAGUUGUAGCCCUUUAUGACUACAUGCCAAUGAAUGCAAAUGAUCUACAGCUGCGGAAGGGCGAGGAGUAUUUUAUCCUGGAGGAGAGCAACUUACCCUGGUGGCGAGCCCAGGAUAAAAAUGGGCAGGAAGGCUACAUCCCUAGUAACUAUGUAACCGAGGCAGAGGACUCCAUAGAAAUGUAUGAAUGGUAUUCCAAACACAUGACUCGGAGUCAAGCUGAGCAACUGCUAAAGCAAGAGGGGAAAGAAGGAGGCUUCAUUGUUAGAGACUCCAGCAAAGCUGGAAAAUAUACUGUGUCUGUGUUUGCCAAAUCUACAGGGGAACCUCAAGGGGUGAUACGCCAUUAUGUUGUGUGUUCCACACCUCAGAGCCAGUAUUACCUGGCUGAGAAGCACCUUUUCAGCACCAUCCCUGAGCUCAUUAACUACCAUCAGCAUAACUCUGCAGGACUCAUAUCUAGGCUCAAAUAUCCAGUGUCUCAACAAAACAAGAAUGCGCCUUCCACUGCAGGCCUGGGCUAUGGAUCAUGGGAAAUCGAUCCAAAGGACCUGACCUUCUUGAAGGAGCUGGGGACUGGACAAUUUGGAGUAGUGAAGUAUGGGAAAUGGAGGGGCCAGUAUGAAGUGGCCGUCAAGAUGAUCAAAGAAGGCUCCAUGUCUGAGGAUGAGUUCAUUGAAGAAGCCAAAGUCAUGAUGAAUCUGUCCCAUGAGAAACUGGUGCAGUUGUAUGGCGUCUGCACUAAACAACGCCCCAUCUUCAUCAUCACUGAGUACAUGGCCAAUGGCUGCCUCCUGAACUACCUGAGGGAGAUGCGCCACCGCUUCCAGACUCAGCAGCUGCUGGAGAUGUGCAAGGAUGUCUGUGAAGCCAUGGAAUACCUGGAGUCAAAGCAGUUCCUCCACCGGGACCUGGCGGCCCGAAACUGUUUGGUAAAUGAUCAAGGAGUUGUUAAAGUAUCUGACUUCGGCCUGUCCAGGUAUGUUCUGGAUGAUGAAUACACAAGCUCAGUAGGCUCCAAAUUUCCAGUCCGGUGGUCUCCACCAGAAGUUCUUAUGUAUAGCAAGUUCAGCAGCAAAUCUGACAUUUGGGCUUUUGGGGUGCUGAUGUGGGAAAUUUACUCUCUGGGGAAGAUGCCAUAUGAAAGAUUUACUAACAGUGAAACAGCUGAACAUAUUGCCCAAGGCCUACGUCUCUACCGGCCUCAUCUCGCUUCAGAGAGGGUAUAUAGCAUCAUGUAUAGCUGCUGGCAUGAGAAAGCAGAUGAACGUCCCACCUUCAAAAUUCUCCUGAGCAACAUUCUAGAUGUCAUGGAUGAAGAAUCCUGAGCUCACCAAUAAGCUUCUUGGUUCUACUCCUCUACUCCACAAGCCCCAAUUUCACUUUCUUUGAGGAAAUCCCAGGCUUACAGGCCCUGGAGCCUUUGUGCUCUUGCUGAAUACACAAAGGCCCCUCUCCACAUCUAGG
Kogia breviceps (pygmy sperm whale) is the source of this 2131-nucleotide messenger RNA. It is a transcript of the gene BTK, whose product is annotated as Bruton tyrosine kinase. Gene Ontology annotation, molecular function: non-membrane spanning protein tyrosine kinase activity; protein binding; ATP binding. Gene Ontology annotation, biological process: T cell receptor signaling pathway; B cell receptor signaling pathway; protein phosphorylation. Lineage: Eukaryota; Metazoa; Chordata; Mammalia; Artiodactyla; Physeteridae. Gene Ontology annotation, cellular component: plasma membrane. The record is from RefSeq and is a predicted model, not a curated record.